This is a messenger RNA of Vombatus ursinus (common wombat), 1155 nucleotides long. RefSeq names its product EBP cholestenol delta-isomerase (gene EBP). Gene Ontology annotation, molecular function: steroid Delta-isomerase activity; C-8 sterol isomerase activity; cholestenol delta-isomerase activity. The record is from RefSeq and is a predicted model, not a curated record. Bases 176 to 898 code for a protein of 240 amino acids. Gene Ontology annotation, biological process: cholesterol biosynthetic process. Gene Ontology annotation, cellular component: membrane; endoplasmic reticulum. Lineage: Eukaryota; Metazoa; Chordata; Mammalia; Diprotodontia; Vombatidae. The transcript is spliced from 5 exons.
GGCCAAAGAGCUGGUCAAGGAUGGGAGAGUGUGGGAAAUGGGAUCCCAGCACAAGUUGUCAUGAGGCUGGGGCCACCCCCUCCUCCCUGCACAUCAGGCUGGGCAUGUGACUGGGACUGUGGCCGCACUCUUCAUAUGAUCCUGGCCAGAGAGCUUUCCUUCCCCGUCCCUCGCCAUGAACUCUCGUCAUGUGGCACACCCUUACUGGCCCCGAAACCUCCAGCUCAGUGGUUAUGUACCCAACGAUAGACCAGUGUGGCAGAUCCUCACAGUCUUCUUUUCUGGCUCGGGGGCGCUCCUGGCGGUUACCUGGCUGUUAUCUGGCCAGAGGAGGCGAGAGAGGGGAACCCUGGUGCCAGCUCUGGACCCCUGGCGUCGCCUGGCAGUCUGCUGGUUUGCCAUGUGUGCCUUUGUGCACACGGUGAUCGAAGGCUGGUUCAGCGUCUACAAUCAGGACAUUGUUCGGGACCAGGCCUUCUUGUCGCAGUUGUGGAAGGAGUACUCCAAGGGUGACAGCCGCUACGUUCUAGCAGACAACUUCAUUGUGUGCAUGGAAACAGUGACAGCCUGGGUGUGGGGCCCACUCAGCUUGUGGGCUGUGGGUGCCUUUCUGAGACAGAGGCCAGAGCGCUUCCUUCUCCAGCUUGUUAUUUCCUUGGGCCAGCUGUAUGGUGACGUCCUUUAUUUCCUCACUGAGUAUCGAGAUGGCUUCCAGCAUGGGGAGCUCGGGCAUCCACUCUACUUUUGGUUGUACUUCGUCUUCCUGAAUGCCUUGUGGAUUAUUGUGCCUUCUGCCCUCCUCCUGGAUGCCUGGCGACAACUGGUGCUCGUCCAGUCGUUGGCAGAUGCUGCUGCCGGCCCCCAAGCCCAAAGAAGGCAGCACGAGCAUCUCCAGUGAAGAUCUGCACUGGUGGGGGGGGGGGGGGGGGGGGCUGGAAGGGUCCCCUGGAAGCACUUUCUCACAUUGAGCCAUCCCUCCCUCCUGGCACUGUUGGAUUUUUGUAGCACUGUGUUGUUCAGGUAGCUUCUUCCUCAUUUGCCCAAUUUGUGGGGCAGUUCAGGGACCUGGUCUCUCUCUACUCCCCCUCCAUCCCACCCCCGAGGAUCUGCCCAUGACAGUUUUAAUAAAGGCUGCUGAAGGAGGCCCCAAAUGCC